This is a messenger RNA of Botrytis byssoidea, 1273 nucleotides long. RefSeq lists its product as uncharacterized. The coding region runs from base 215 to 1228 and encodes 337 amino acids. The transcript has 2 exons. The record is from RefSeq and is a predicted model, not a curated record. Gene Ontology annotation, biological process: CUT catabolic process; poly(A)-dependent snoRNA 3'-end processing; TRAMP-dependent tRNA surveillance pathway. Gene Ontology annotation, molecular function: RNA binding. NCBI's taxonomy places the organism in Eukaryota, Fungi, Ascomycota, Leotiomycetes, Helotiales, Sclerotiniaceae. Gene Ontology annotation, cellular component: nuclear exosome (RNase complex); cytoplasmic exosome (RNase complex).
UCUGUCUGGGAACCAUUUAACCGCAGACCAAGCCUUCUCAAAAUCAAGACUUUCAGCCUUGGCUAAAAUUGGCUCUGCAAAGGGUCUCGCUAAGAAAAAAAGCGAGUUUCCUUUGGAAGGUUAGAAGCUUGGAUUGGUUUGGAGGUAUCAAUAUCCACAGCCUCGUACGAUACAGGAUAUCAAGAAAAAGAUCGCAAAUUUGUCUAUUUACAUCAUGGCAAUUACUAUUAUCGCACCAGUUUCUGCUGCGGUACCCUAUCACACUGAAGAUGAGUCUGAUCAUUCUGAUGAUGGAGGUGUUGAUAUAGAAGGGGAUCUUGAUAUGCAACUGUCCAAACGGGCCAAGCAUCAAGAUAUCGUUACUCCUGGUGAAGUAAUCACAGAUGAUCCUCAAUGGAUGAGAGGUCAUGGCACAUAUGUUGCUCCUGCAAGUACAGAAAUUAUAGGAACCGUCGCAGGUACAGUUCAAAAAACGAAUAAACUUCUCUCAGUUCGACCAUUACGCGCCCGCUAUACCCCAGAAAUCGGUGAUCUUGUUGUCGGACGAAUUAUAGAAGUACAAAGUAAGAGAUGGCGUGUUGAUAUUGGAGCUCCGGUUCUUGCCAAUUUACCAUUAUCUGCAAUCAAUCUCCCAGGAGGAAUUCAAAGAAAGAGAACGGAAACCGAUGAACUUCAAAUACGAACGUUUUUCUCAGAGGGAGAUUUACUAGUUGCCGAAGUCCAACAAUUAUAUCAAGAUGGGAGUGCCAGUUUACAUACGAGAAGUUUAAAAUAUGGAAAGCUGAGGAAUGGUGUCUUCAUGGCCGUUAGUGGCACUGGUGGAGGUGGAGGUGUGGUUCGAGCUAGAAGACAAGUUUGGACUAUCGAUACAGCACACAACGGUGGAAAGGUAGAUGUCAUUCUGGGAGUCAAUGGAUUCAUCUGGAUAUGCAAGACGGUCGAAGUAAAGGAAGGGGAAACCUCAAUCACCAGAAUCGAGGAAAGUGUUAGCAAUGCAGCAUAUUCAAGUCAAAACGACGAAAUUAUUCCCGAAACGAGGACGGAGAUUGCGAGAAUAAAGGGGGUCAUUCAACUGUUGGUGGAAGAAGGACUGAGGGUUGACGAAGAUAUGGUCAACAAAGCAUAUGGAGCUGCCGUUGAGGUGGAUGAGGAGGACGAGGGUGAAAGUAGUGCAUAUGUCGGAGGAGAAAUAGGCAAACGAGUCUUGAGUCUAAUAAGCACAACAUGAAAAUAUAAUUAAUAUAGAAGAAAUCAAAUAUGAUCAAAAUCAAUA